This is a messenger RNA of Entrophospora sp. SA101, 461 nucleotides long. Lineage: Eukaryota; Fungi; Glomeromycota; Glomeromycetes; Entrophosporales; Entrophosporaceae. The record is from the annotation of a GenBank genome assembly.
UGCGAUUAACAGUGCUGAUGGCUUAAAGGACGCUGAUUAUAUUACUAUCAAAACCGAAUUAGAAAGUAAAGGUGCUGAUUCAGCCAUGAUUACUGCGGUCAAAGAAAUACAUGACACUAAGCAACAAAAUUAUGCUGACGGAGCUGCUAAAUUUAAAGGGUUAGAGGUAGGAGACCAAAAAGAUUAUAAAGAAAUCUAUAUACCUUUAGCCGAAGCCGCGGUUAAAAUAAGAGCCAAAGCAACUAAGACAAAAGCCGAGGAAGAUUUAAUUACAUUAAUUUUGUCUAGAACCCGUGAUUUCGAACCCACUAAAAAGUCUGAAUUAGAAAAAACAAUUAAGGACUUAAGAAGUUACAAGGAGGGUAGUGAUACUGAUAAAAAAACUGCUUAUGAGGAAAAUAUUAAAGGUGAAUAUGCAACUCAGUACGACCAAUUAAUUUCUAAGCUGGAAAAUAAGUUAA